CAGAUUCUGCGACGGGAGUUCCCGGCGUCAGGACAGGCGCAGCGCGGGGCCGGGGCCGGGGCCUGGGCUGGCCGCCGGCGGCAACGCUGGGAGCUCGACAUUGAGUGCAUGAGGUGCACGAUUUCGAGGGCGAUUGGCAACAGUCCAUCGGUUGUGGCGCAAGCGAGCGGGUCCGCGGGAGCUUUGGAGCCUCCAUCGAUCGGAUCACUCAUCGUUAUCAUUAGCGCCAAGGGCCGUAUCUCGUCAUUCGUUCAUGCUUGAGCAGCCGAGUCCGUAACGACGAGGCCACUUUCCUGCAGGGGCAAAAUUUGCGCUCACCCAGAAUCGGAGCAGUAGUAGUUUCCCAAGAUGGAGAGGACGACGGGCAGGCUCGCAGUGCUGGCGCUCUGUGCGGCAGUGGUUCUCUUCGGAAGUGUGGUUUUCGCCGAGGAUGUCGUCGUGCUUUCUCCCGACAACUUUGAUCUCGAGGUGGGGCAGAGCAAGGGGGCUUUGGUGGAGUUCUACGCUCCGUGGUGCGGUCACUGCAAGAAAUUGGCUCCCGAGUAUGAAAAGCUCGGAGCUACAUUCAAGAAAACAAAGAAUGUGAUGAUUGGCAAGGUAGAUUGUGAUCAACACAAGCCUUUGUGCUCUAAGUUCGGUGUCUCCGGAUUUCCAACCCUGAAGUGGUUUCCCGCAGGGUCCCAGGAACCUAAGGAUUACUCUGGCGGCCGCACCGUGGAUGCGCUUACCGAGUUUGUAAAUGCUGAAGCAGGUACCCGCGCCAAGUUGAGCACUCCUCCUUCAGAUGUGGUUGUUCUGACUCCUGCGAAUUUUGAUGCCGUUGUUUUGGACAAAUCCAAGGACGUACUGGUCGAAUUCUACGCCCCAUGGUGUGGUCACUGCAAGAGUCUUGCCCCAGUAUACGAAGAAGUUGCUACUGCUUUCAAGAAGGAAAGUAAUGUGGUUGUUGCCAAGUGUGAUGCUGAUGCCCAUAGGGAGCUCGGUGAGAGAUUCGGAGUACAUGGAUUUCCCACCAUCAAAUUCUUCCCUAAGAACCAGAAGGAAGGUGUGGAGUACGAUGCUGACCGAGAUUUGGAGGACUUCGUGAAGUACCUGAAUGAGCAAGCAGGCACUCACCGAACUCCAUCCGGUGGCCUCACAGAAAACGCUGGUAAAAUUGAAGAGUUGGAUGUGGUAGCGAAGGAACUUGUUUCUGCGCCCGCUGAAGAGAGGACUUCCCUUCUGAAGAAAGCUGAAGAAGCUGCUGUUAAGUUGGAGGGCAUUGCCGCGAGUCAUGCCAAGACCUAUCUCAAGUUUUUCAAGAGCAUCGUGGAGAAGGGUGACUCUUACGCUAAGAAAGAGGCUGAGCGCCUGGAUCGAAUCCUAUCAGGGGCCGUAAGCCCAAACAAGGUUGACGAAUUUACCAUCAAGAGAAAUAUCCUAACCUCCUUUGUCAAGGAGCAAUAACUUUUUGCGAGUUAGUUUAUAGCAGAAAAGAUAGAUGCCCAUGAAAACGGCGUUAUUGUUGUCAUGAAAGUGAAUGAGAUUACAUCUUUGGAUGCAAGGUACCAUUUUUUGUUGCAAAUAGCACCUUCCGGUUUUUACUGUGAUGCAUGUCUGACGAAUUACACUCAACAUUUUUGGCGAGUCUCAAUUUGCUAUCAGAAUGCCAUUUCCUAUACAUUCAUUGUAACCAGUUGGUGAAAGUGUCUUUCCUCUAAUUUAUUAUGGGCCAAAACCUUUACAUAAACCGAAUCAUGCACAUAUUUUGGACGAGUGGACUUCUUAUGUGAUUACACUAUGAUUGCUUAUUCAAGUGUUUUCAGUAUUUAGAGCGUAGUACAACUGGAAAAUGAAUUGCUUAAGCAGGAGAAGAGUAUGAUUAAUUUGUUGGAACCCUUGGAACAUGGCCGUCUUCCUCUCG
This is a messenger RNA of Marchantia polymorpha subsp. ruderalis, 1903 nucleotides long. NCBI's taxonomy places the organism in Eukaryota, Viridiplantae, Streptophyta, Marchantiopsida, Marchantiales, Marchantiaceae. The record is from the annotation of a GenBank genome assembly.